ACAGGAGGGCCAAACGGGCGACUUGGGAGGCACAAGACGCGGGCACCGUCUAAACUCGUAUCCGUCAGAUACGCGGAUAGCCAAAAUUAAUAGUAAUAAUCAAACCGCUGCGUGAAAUAGCCCCCCAUUCACCAUUCACCAUUCACCCGCACCCGAAAGCACCUCCUCUCUGAUUUUGCAAAAAAUAAAUAAUAAGCACGAAUUAUUCUCGAAAAUCGUUGUAUCUGUGUAUCGGAGAACCGAAAAGAGGCCGUCGUUUGGCGCUCUCGCAUCUCAGCUGCCAGUGGGCGAAAGACGCAACUGCUGCGACCUUGCAAUGCCCUUGAAUGACACUCUUAUUGCGACCAAGUCGCCAACGUUGCCACUCCAACGGGCGCUGCUGCCACGGCUGCCACUCAGCGCUGGCAAAAAUACACAUAAUUAUUAAUAAUAACACAAUAAUAGUAGCUUUAUCACAGAAAAACAUAACAGAACGCUGCGCCGAAUAAAAGUGAAAAUUUUAUUGAAGUCGAAGAACUUUCGCGUGCCUUCGUGAAAGCCGAAAACGGAAAGCCCCGACGGAUUUGACAUCAAAGCUUUAACCCAAACCACAAGAUGUGCUAAAAUAAUUCGAAAUAAUUGACCAUUAAAAGUAUUCCCGCCCAAAUAAGGAAAUUCUAUCAAAUUAAAGCAAACAUAUCCGCGAUCCGAAAUCUGAAAUAAUCUGAAAUAAGUGUUAUCUAACUGCGCCCCUGGCGGCCUGUGCGUGUGUGUGUGCGGCGAGUGAAAGUGAAAGUUCUCGGCAGCGAAUAUCCUUCGGUAACCUUUCACCAUCAUUGGGUCACCUCCUCCGGCAUCGCAGCCUAAACGACGGCAGGGCACGCGAAUACGUACCUACAGGCCCACCAGCGUAUAUAGUAAAUAUACCUAUAUAGCCAAAAUCGGUGUAUGUGGGCGAUAUUUAUGCCACGACUUUUGACAAGCAAUUCUUUUUAUUGCUUCGCCGACGAGCGCGAGUAGAACGCUGGCAAAGGCCAAAAAGGGAACGCCUUGGAACCAUAUUAAAACAUCAGAUAUUCCGCAGAUCGGACGUAAAUGAACGAUCCCGGCGAUAUACCACUGACACACACGAGCACUCCGGACAGCAGGCCGCCCUGCAGCAUCAUCUCCAUCAUACCCACCAUAGGGAUGUCCUCAUGUCGCGGAAGAGCCGAGGCAUUCGCACGGAGUCUGUCCUCCAAGCUGCGCACCUUGGGAUCCCAGACAACCGAGGAAGGCGAGGGCAACGCGGAGGACGAGCCAAUCAUAAAUGGAACCAGCACGAACACGUGGGUCAACUCCCACGACUCGGAGCAGACGGUGACGGACCUGCAGCCACUGCGCCAUGAGUCCGACUCCUUCUUCGACUUCGACUGCGAGCUGGAGUCGCCGGGGAGUCCUGUGGACGAGUGCGAGUACCUGCGCCUGAUCGAAACUGCCUCGAAUACGCCGCACAACUCCACGGCGGAGUCGGGCUAUGCCUGCGCUUCAAUGGCCAGCAGCCACAGUAGCAGCAAUGAUGGUCCGUACUUCGACGCAUCCGCAUCCGCUUCCACAUCCACAGCUGCAGCUGCCCAGGACCAGACGCUGCCAGCCUCGGAACUCAAGGAGUAUGUGAACACACUGCAACUGAACGGAAGGCAUGGACUAACCAAUGGAGUGCAGGAGGAACAGCCAGCUGGCCAGGAUGCGGUGCAGGAGGACGAGGCCUUCUUGCAGGCGCAGAUCCUCAGUGAGCUCCAGAAGCACAGCUUCAGUUUGAGGGAGGUGGAGCAGACAAAGAACGAGGAGGUUAAGCUCAGCAAUGGGCAUCUCGGGGAGGUGGAGGAGCUGGAACUGAAGGAAGUCCUGGACGUAGCUGGUACUACAAACAGAGCUCCACCGGUGAUCGCUGCUCCGGAAGAAGAGGAAAUCUGCCCUGACAGAACCGAAGAGGAAUCACCUAAUGAAAGAGUUCAAAAAGAAAGCUCCCAGGAAAGGGUGCUAGAAGAAACCCCAUUCGAAGGAGUUCAAGAUGAAUCCCUAAAUGACAGAGUCCAAGAGGACGCGUCCGAUGAAAGGGUUCAAGAGGAAACGUCCGACGAUACAGUUCACGGGAAAUCCUCCCACACAUCAGCCACAGAAUCCAUCCUCACCGAGGAAACCUUCCCGGAGAGAUCCCCAGAGGAAAGCAGGAUUGAUGAACUCUCGCCCGACAGUGGUGUGGAUGAAACAGACAAAUCGGCCAGUAAUCUCACCGUAAACGUGGACCUGGCCCAAAUUGAACAGGCCAAACAGGAUGCCACCGAGGCUGUGGAGAAAAGUUGUGCCCCCAGUCGGGGUACCACAGUCGAUACCACUGAUGAUGAAGACGACUGUAGACCCCAGCGCAUCCGGCGUUGUUCCUCCCUAAAAACGGGAAAGACUCCACCCGGAACUCCGGGUCGCAAGAAGAUCGUAAGGUUCGCCGAUGUCCUUGGCCUGGAUCUGGCCGAUGUGAAGACCUUCCUGGACGAGAUACCCACCAUACCGAAGUCGGCGUUUGAGGACCUGGAGAUCCUAGAGUCGGAGCCGCCCCUUCAGCUUGGCCCCAAGUCCGACAAGCUACUGAUGCCUCUGUUCCAGCAGCCAGGAGGCCUGCCCAAGUUCCUCGAUGCGGUCCGGGAAAAGCAGGUGUCCCUGGAGAACGCAGCCGUGACAGACAACAUCAACCAGACGAUAUCCGGAUCGGUGCGCGUGCGCAAUCUGGACUUUCACAAGUCCGUGCACAUAAGGUACUCGCUGGACGGAUGGAGGAGCUACGCCGACCUGCAGGCCAACUACGUGGAGAACUCCUGCGAUGGCUUCUCCGACAUCUUCACCUUCGUGCUGUUCGGGAACUCGCUGCACGUGGGCCAGAGGCUGGAGUUCGCCGUAAGGUUCCAGUGCAAGGGCCAACAGUUCUGGGACAACAACUACGGGGCCAACUACUGCUUCCAGUGUUUGCCCAGCUCGACACAUACCGCCGGCGGCACCACGGCAUCGCCUCCGUCUGUGGCGACUGGCGCCGUAUCCACCGGCCAUGGUGCCAGUCUGGUCGGAAUGCUAAGCCCCACGGCGGGCGAUGCGUGGUGCAGCUCCUUCUACUAACUGGUGGCGAUGGGCCCGCACUUAAGGCACUGGCAUCCCGUCUAGAAUCCAUCCCCCCUCCAUGCCCAAUCCAACGACACGACACCAAGAUCUGGGAAAGUUUCCGGGCCUUGACGUGGUGUCUACGUCCCAGUAAGAAAUCAAAUCCAAGCAGUCCCAAAUGGCCGCCCAGUCAGAGAUCACAGAUCAGAAUACCAACCUUCAUGGGGCUAGCUCUUCUUUGGGGUGAUUGGAUUGUUCGCUAGAAAAUCCAUAUGGAACCAGGUAUUUUUUUGGCAAUUCUUUACGUUACGUAUCAAGAUCUGAAACUAAGUUGGAAUGACAUUUUCAGUCAAAGGCAGAUUAAGAUUGGAUAUUUUGCAACUUAACAGCUGAUUUAAGCAAGAACUAUCGUACGAAAUGUCAAGAAAUUACAUUACCCCCGCAAGAAUAUUUCGGUCCCCGCACAUCGAUAAAUCGAACCACCCCACCCUUUCAAGGAAGGCAAACAUUGUUUAUAUUUUUAUAGAAUGGAAAAGAUUGAAGGGUUAGUGAAAGGGAGAGAAGAGGAGCUGAAAGAGCACCACAAAACCUAGAGAAUCAAACCAGAGUAGUGCGAACAAGAACAAAAGCCAGCAAGGUUCGAAUGAAUCCCAAAGAUAGUUGUUAGUCGUAUGUUAUAAGAAGAGCAAGUGAUAACAAACUCAAACUCAGAUCAGUUUCUUCAAUGUCUUCUUCUGUUUUUAGUUACUUUCCCAAUUUUUAUUUGGUUUGUUCCUAGGUUUGUUUGUUGCGAAAGCGAUUGCCGGUUGGAUCGGGUUUAUAAGAUUGUGAUUCUGCCAGAUAAUGUAAUUUGAAAAAAUCCGUUUUGUGAAAAGAUUAAUUCCCCUUAAUCUUAGUUCAGCAGCAGUUUUGAAAAGUUUCUCUGUGGGCGUCAGUCCACAUUGUGAAAUAUGAGUUUUGCACCAUUUUCAUACGUUUUGUUCGGUAAAAGCAGAUCACUUUUAGCCUUGCUUAGGUCCGUUAGAACACAGAGACCAUGUCAAAAGUUAACUACAACUAACCAACAUCCAAUAUCUAGUCAACUCGAGUUUACUUUUGCUACCUUUUGACUAUUUACAGUCCAAAGGAUAUACUCUCAUCCCAUGAUAUUUGUAGCCCGAUCGGCAAUACCCUUUCGACCAUCAGACAGAACAGACAAACCUUAACUUUUAUUUCUCUUGAAUGUUGAUAUUCUUGUAAUGUUUGAUUUUUGAUAUGCUUUAAUUUUAAUUUAAACGAUUUAAAUAUUUUCUAUGUAUAUGUUGAUGCGUAAUACAUCUAUCGUAAUAUUAUAUAAAUAUAUAUACAAAAUAAAAUAAAUAUAAACUUUAGUUAUUCCUUUUCUGUUUAUUCUUUCAAUUAUCUAUGUUUUUUCUGAAUAAUAUUCUGAAUAAAUACAAUUCGAGCUCUUCUUAUCCACACCAGAACCUGAAAUAGCCUAUAUCAGGGAUAAACAAGCGAAUACCUACUUAUAACAAUUAAUUGCAAACGCAACUACCUCAAGGUUUUCCGACCGAAAACACGAAAAAGAGAGAAUAAUAGUUAAACAAAGUACAUAUAUGAUUAAACAAAGAAACUAUUGAAAACUAUUAAAUAUGUUUAUUGCAUAGCAAACAUGUGUAAAACUAAAGCAAAACAAAAACAACAAAUAAAACGAACUUUAAAAGUUACAACUAUUUACAUAUGUAUGUUAACACAGCAGAAACUUCACAAACAUUACUAAAGUCCCCCGAAUCCAAAUGACUUAGACUGAAGCGUGAGUAUUUCGCGAGAUACGCGAAAAGUGUUAUGAGAUCUGCCCAAAACCUGUUGAUUUGUUGAGGUUUGUGUGGGCGGGGCUUUUGUCAGCAUGAGUUCCACUUCACACUAACAAAAGAAUAAUAAAGAACCCAAAAUAAAAUGAAAUUGUGAACAGACAUUUCUAGCAUGUCUCGAAA
This is a messenger RNA of Drosophila yakuba, 5084 nucleotides long. RefSeq names its product glycogen-binding subunit 76A (gene Gbs-76A). Gene Ontology annotation, molecular function: glycogen binding; protein phosphatase 1 binding. Bases 1075 to 3126 code for a protein of 683 amino acids. Gene Ontology annotation, biological process: regulation of glycogen biosynthetic process. The transcript is spliced from 3 exons. Lineage: Eukaryota; Metazoa; Arthropoda; Insecta; Diptera; Drosophilidae. The record is from RefSeq and is a predicted model, not a curated record. Gene Ontology annotation, cellular component: protein phosphatase type 1 complex.